GCUCGUUGCAGGAUGCCAUAAAAUGUGUGUACCUUACAAGUCUCAGACACAAGGUGUGAAUGAGGUGCGACACGGAAAGGUAAAGGAGUUCAUGCGUAAAGCAUUGUUAGAAGAUGCUGACAUGUGGCCUUACUCAAUUAUUUGGGUACAGACACAAAUGAACGAGAAGCGGGUUCAGUCACUGGUACACCGCCCGCUCGCUAUUUCAGGGGCCGCUAUAGUGGAUUACAAGUACCUUUCAACAAGGAUUCUCAGGAAGAUCAUAUGUUACUAUGGUCAUAGAAUAUGCGUCGUACCAGAGACGUAGCCUUUCCUUGUUUGAGGGAGACGAAGGACAUCGCAUUCAAGAAGAGACAGAAGCGAUGGAAUGAUUCAAAGAAGAUAGUCGAGUUUGAGGUAGGCGAUAUAGUCAACAUAAUGGCUCGCAAUUCCGACACAACUGUGCUCACGGCUAAGUAUAUUGGACCAAUCAAGAUGAUUUCAGUGGCCGAUAAAAAGAUAGGAACAUACGGAGUUAUCAAUGUUGACGGUUCGAGCGCUCUUAAUAUCGGACACAUCGCAUUCCGACGACAGAAAUUAUCUUUCGUCGCGCACGUGAAGCUACUACACCUCUUAUGUCUUACGGGUUUAAGAAGAUUCUCGUUAAGUACAAACAUCAAUGAUGACAUGACUCAUUCCACAAUGAAGUUUGAAGAUGGAGUACAAUACGAUCUAUCACUAUUUGAUGAUCCAGGCUUACUAAAAGCUUUUGAUAAGGAGUUUCGCAAACGCCUACACAAGUACAAGGCUGAUGAUGAUGCUAUCUUACCGUCCUCAUGUAGUCAAGAUCAUGGAAUGUACGUACCUCCGAAAGGCACUAAGAAAACGUCCUAUCCAUUGUCGAUAGGACCACAAGGACCUAGACACAAACGUCUUAAAGUAACCGAGUAA
This is a messenger RNA of Sphaeroforma arctica JP610, 930 nucleotides long. RefSeq lists its product as hypothetical. The transcript is spliced from 2 exons. Bases 286 to 930 code for a protein of 214 amino acids. NCBI's taxonomy places the organism in Eukaryota, Ichthyosporea, Ichthyophonida. The record is from RefSeq and is a predicted model, not a curated record.